UCCAAAGUGGCUGUACUAGUGACUGCUGGCUAUCAAUAAUUAAACAUUAUUUCCACUACUUCGUUUCCCUCAGUUUGUUUGAGCAGUUUGUUUGAGCUUGCUUAUUAGUGAUGCAAACAUCCCACGAAAUUAGCAACGAAGUUGUUGCUAAUGAUGAUGACAGAAAUGCCUCAGAGGCAGAUGCCAGGGAGAAGGAGUCUACAAGUGAAGUUAUAAAUUCUGGAAAAAACACACGCCGUUUAGAUUUAUCACUUAAUAUACCCCCAAGACAUCCACAUUUUGGUAGUAUUGGAAGCGGGAAGGCUUUACUCCAGUCUCCUAGUGUUUCAUCCAACGGUGGGACCUCAUCACGGGGCAUUUUUAGAGGUUUAAGUUUCAAAAAGAAGGAUCCUCCCAAUGGUGAAAGUAGCUCCCUUCUUCGUUCUGACACAAAUGCACCACCACCCGGAAGCCCUGCUGUGACCAACCAUAUGUCCGCUUUAAAAGGGAAACGAUGUACAUCUCUUCCGGUCAAACAUGGGUCAAUUCCUUCCCCUUCAGUCACCACGCCCAUUUCAGCAAGGACAUAUAGUGAACAACAAAAAUCACAAAUAGGGGCGGCACAACCUUCAGUUUCGAGGUCUCUUUCUGUGCCUGGACGAAACAUUGUUAUUGUAAGAUCAAUCUCAUUUGCAACCCGCAGGGAUAAUGAUCAAAUAGAAAGUGCUGAUGAUCAUAACAGUCCUGUUCAAGUGGAAAAUGAUGAAGAGAUUGACGAGGAAGAAGCAGUUUGCAGGAUCUGUUUUGAUACAUGUGAUGAAGGUAAUCAGCUCAAAAUGGAAUGCAGCUGCAAAGGUGACCUAAGACUUGUACAUGAAGAAUGUGCUGUCAAGUGGUUUAGUGUCAAAGGGAACAAAAACUGCGAUGUUUGUGGUCAAGAAGUCUCAAAUUUACCAGUGACUUUACUUCGUAUGCAUAGUUCUGUUCAAAGACAAAAUAUCACAGCACAAAAUCAACAGGGUCUCAAUUCUGCAACAAUAAGUGCCUGGCAGGACUUUGUGGUGCUAGUUUUGAUCAGUACAAUAUGCUACUUCUUUUUCCUCGAGCAGCUUCUGAUCCACGACCUGAAAACUCAAGCUGUUGUGAUUGCGGCACCAUUUUCUUUUACAUUUGGCAUUUUAUCAUCUACAUUUGCGGUUAUUCUAGCAAUCAGAGAGUAUAUUUGGACAUAUGCGGCUCUUGAAUUUGCACUUGUAGCUAUGAUUCUACAUUUGUUUUAUUCUUGGCUUCAGUUGAAGGCAAUAUAUGCAGUAAUGCUGUCAUCAGUUUUGGGGUUUGGAACAGCUAUGACCCUCAAUGCAUUGUAUAUCCGCUACUUUGUCUGGCGAGUUCAAAUCCCUCGAGAAUCCAACAGCGUUUAAUGAGUGAAAUAUGUUACAUAUUAUAUAAAUUGUGUACAUAAUUAAUCUCUCUUGACACAAGGGGCUAAUCAGUCUGGAGGUUCAUUUCCAUAAUUCCAUUGACCUCAGUGGGUUGUACCAGUGUUGAGGGGAAAAUGUGUUUGUACUAGUGUUUCCUUUGUAUUUCUUGAAAAAAUGGUCUCCAUUUUGGAGUCCAUGAUGAUUUCUCUCUAUAAAAAUGGUAAUUUUGUA
This is a messenger RNA of Erigeron canadensis, 1631 nucleotides long. RefSeq lists its product as uncharacterized. NCBI's taxonomy places the organism in Eukaryota, Viridiplantae, Streptophyta, Magnoliopsida, Asterales, Asteraceae. The transcript has 8 exons. The record is from RefSeq and is a predicted model, not a curated record. Gene Ontology annotation, molecular function: zinc ion binding. The coding region runs from base 111 to 1400 and encodes 429 amino acids.